This is a messenger RNA of Debaryomyces fabryi, 1374 nucleotides long. RefSeq lists its product as uncharacterized. The transcript has a single exon. Lineage: Eukaryota; Fungi; Ascomycota; Pichiomycetes; Serinales; Debaryomycetaceae. Gene Ontology annotation, biological process: protein import into nucleus. Gene Ontology annotation, cellular component: cytoplasm; nuclear pore. The coding region runs from base 1 to 1374 and encodes 457 amino acids. Gene Ontology annotation, molecular function: GTPase activator activity. The record is from RefSeq and is a predicted model, not a curated record.
AUGUCAAAUGAUACCUCUAACAAGAGAAAGUUAGAGGAAGAAUAUUUCAGCGAUAACAAAAAAGUGAGACAAGAAAGUCCUGAUUCUGUGGUUGAUGAUUUAAAUUAUUUGAAAGAGAGUAUAAAGCAAGAAAUAUUCAAGACCUUUGAAGAAAGAUUUAAUAAAUUAGAGAAUGAGAUUAAACAAUUGAAACAUACUUCCAAAGAUAAUUCAAGCACCAAAUCUGGAAGUGGUAAGAAAGAAGAAUCUGUUAGCACGCCUCCUGAUGAAACAAACCUUAAGGUUUCAUCUGGUGGUUCCAAAUUGCAUCCUUUAAAUCCGACAGCCACUGAGUUACCUAAGUCUAAUUCAAAUCCAUUUGAUGAAAUAAAGGGUUUCAAAUCUGUGGAGGGGAAUGAAAAAGCGUCCGAUCUCAAACCAUCUAAGCACACAUUUGGGGGAAGCUCAUUCAAGCUCACUACACCUAUGAAUUCAUUUGUGUCUAAUUCCAAUCCAGCGGACACGCCCACAGCUCCAAAUACUGCUCAGUCAUCCCCAAAGCAUGUUUUUGGUGCCACAAGCUCAUUUGGAAAUGUUUCGGCUUUCGAUGUUGCCAAAAGCAAGAAGAAUGUUUUUGAAGCCUUACCAUCCAAAUCCACAACUGAGAAUUCUAAGUCCCCCAGUGCAGAUAUCUCCAAGAGCACUUCAUCAUCUGUUACCUCAUCGUUUGGCUCUGGUGCAUUUGGAAAUAACACGAAAUUUAAUAAUGCAUUUCAAAAUUCCUUGAAGAAGAAAUCAUUCUUGGAUGAUAAAGAAAGUAAGGACGAUGCAGACGAAGAAACGCGUAACUCAGAAACUAAUGGAAAAGAAAAGACACCAACAACACAGCAAUAUAAGCAGGUCAAUUUAACUCCAGUUGAAGAGAUUAAAACCGGAGAAGAAAACGAAAAAUCUCACUUCACUUCGAUGGCUAAAAUAUUCGAGUUAGAUUUAACUAACAUUUCCGAAGGGUGGAAAGAAAGAGGUUUAGGUAGAUUGCAUUUGAACCAAUCCUUAGAAGACCCACUAAAAGUCAGAUUGGUUAUGAGAUCCCAAGGAUUGCUCAGAGUUGUCUUGAACAUGAAAGUGACCUCCGAUACUAAAUUGAUCAAGGGUUUAGAAGCAAGUUUGUCACCAGGAAAGUUCGUUAGAUGGAACUCCAUUAAUGAACAUGGAGUACCUGUUCAGUAUUUACUUAAAUUUGCCAAUCAAACCAUUAGAGACGAGUUGGUUGAAAAGGUUGAGAAUUUGAAGGAGACUUUUGAAACAGAACCAAAGUCUAAAGGGACUGAAACUAGUACUAGCGUAGAAUCUAAGGAAACAAAACAAGAUGCUACAGGUGUGAAAUGGUUAUAA